AUGAGCGAAACUGACUCUGAAGAUUUUUCUGAAAACUCUGACUCAGAAUUAGAGACCGAAAUUGAAACUGACGAUGAAGAAGAAAUGGUGUAUGUGAACCAACAGCCCUGGAUACGCGCCCUUCCCCCAGAACCAGAGGACCAAGAACCGUCCAAUUUCAAGGAAAAUCUUGGACCAAAAAAUAUGCCACCACACGACAGCAAGCCCAUUUCUUAUUUCUUUCUUAUGGUGACUAUUGACCUUAUCAAUAGGAUGGUAUUGGAGACCAACAGAUAUGCCGCGCAGUACAUUGCAAGUAAGGAUUACAUACGGAGAUUUUCAAGACUGCUCGAUUGGCGAAGAGUUGGAGAAGUUACAUUCAACGAAAUGAAAGCGUUUAUCGCCGUUAUACUAAAUAUGGGGCUAAUUAGAAAGGCAAACAUUAGUGAAUACUGGCACACAACAUAUAAAAGUCAGGAAACAAGCUGGUUACGGAGUGUAUUUAGUAGAAAUAGAUUUCAACAAAUUCUACAGUUUUUUCACUUGGUUAACAACAAUGAUAUCCCAAACAGGAAUGAUCCCAACUACUGUCCCGCAGCAAAGUUUCAGGUGCUUGUUGACCAUUUUAAUAUCCAAUCAUCAAACCACUUAGUUCCUGAACAAAAUAUCAGUAUUGAGGAAAGUUUAAUUGCAACAAGAGGUAGAUGUACAAUGUUGCAAUACAUUCCAUCAAAAAGUGCAAAGUUCGGGGUUAAAAUAUGGAUGCUUGUAGAAGCAGCGUCGGGUUAUAUUUUUAAUAUGAAAAUAUAUAGAGGUAAGCGGUAUGAUCCCACCCCCAGGGGCACAACACAAGGCUCAUAUGUCAUUAAUAUGUUACUUGCGUCGUCCAGAUUACUGAACAAGUGGUAUCACGUGGUUUGUGAUAGUUUUUUCACAUCUAUUGAUUUGGCCAAACAACUUCUCCGUGAUCAUACAUACAUAACUGGAACACUUAAACAAAAUCGCUACAUGCCAAACAAAAUUAAAAAUCCUCAGUUAGGACAAAAUGAGUCUAUCUAUAUGCGUCAAGGUGAAGUAGGUCUCUGUAGUUAUAAAGAAAAAGAACACAGAAAACCAGUCCGAAUAUUAACAACGAAAGAAAAGGCGGUAAACAACGUACACGGUAAGCCUAAAGUGCUCGACUUCUAUAACAAAAAUAUGGGUGGUGUGGACCUUGCAGAUCUGAUGAUGACCUCAUACAAUAGCAACAGAAAGUCCAUGAAAGUCUGGCGAAAAAUAGUUUUCAACUUGAUACACAGAAUGGUAAUUAACUCAUAUAUACUCUAUAAAAAGAAUACGUCAGAUGUUCCGGUGAAAAGCAGGCUUUCUUUUAUUCAAAGUAUUAUAUACGAUCUAGCUAAAGACCAUCUGACCGAUAAAGAGGACACUGUUGAGAACACGGCUACUGGACGAGGAUUUGUCAAAGUAAAACUCAGGAAGCUUCCAAGUGGCAGGCAAAAAGAAUAUUCGGUUUGUUCGGACCGCUACGGCUUUGGUGGUCGCCGAAGAGCGAGAACAAUCUGUACUUGCUGCCAUAGAGGGUUACAUAAAGACUGUUUAAUUGACCACUUAUGUGUGGCUGAGGACUAA
Messenger RNA from Saccostrea echinata, 1608 nucleotides. Its product is annotated as piggyBac transposable element-derived protein 4-like. Lineage: Eukaryota; Metazoa; Mollusca; Bivalvia; Ostreida; Ostreidae. The record is from RefSeq and is a predicted model, not a curated record. The coding region runs from base 1 to 1608 and encodes 535 amino acids. The transcript has 2 exons.